AGCAACAAGGGAGCUGUGGGGAACUCUGUCACCACCAUCUUGCAUAACAACUACUCUGACAAACCCCUCACCCCCAAGAGCUCCAACCAGAAACCCUCCUUCAAGUGAGUCAAAAAUAUAAUACAUUAUUUCAUUGUCUUUCAUUCAGUCUUUUGCGGCAUACAGUAUACUGCAUUAGUACUUCAAAGGUUUGUGCAGUUUUUAUACUGUGUUGAUAAGAAGUAUGUGAAAGAACUUGGUGACAACUGCUGAUGUAAAAAAGCUUUAUAAAUACAUUUGAUUGAUACUAAGUUAAUGUCCAUGUCUCUCUCUCUGUGUGCUCAGUAACAUCCUGAAAGCCACAGUGAAUGACGAGGGACCCCUGGAGAGCAGCUCUCUGACCACCAAGUCCCAGAAGAACUUCUCCUCGUCCUCCUCUACGUCUAACAACAAUGCUGCCCAGCGCAGCCCCAGAGGCUCCCCCAGCCUGCCCCGUAGGAGAGAGGUCACCGAGGAGGAGGCAGAGAGGUCAGAGUUCACUCAGCAAGGCACCUUGGGAAUCAAUGCUCUUGUGUUGUAAUGUUUUGUCUAGCAAAUGUCUUUAGAAGUGCCCUUGCACAUUCUCUGUCAUUGAUUUUACAAUGGUGGAAACUCCCUCCAGCCAAAGCUUACACCAAUCCUUUGCUUUUAAAUCCGUGAUGGGUUGUGUGCAUGUCCAGAACAACUUUGGAAAAUCAGUCACUCUCCUUCCUUACAGCUCCUUGUAUUGAUUUGUGGUGACUUUUUUUUUUGUUGCGUAUUGCUCACCCUAGCCUUUGACCUCUAUGUUGUUGUGUCUGAAGGUUCAUCCAGCAGGUGAACCAGGCAGCGGUGACCAUCCAGCGGUGGUAUAGACGCUAUGCCAGAAGACAGUCACAGCACGCCAGCCAGGCUGCCCUCAGACGCAUCCUUACCACCAAGAAGAAGGUAAACGUCUGGUCUACCUGAUCUCUGUUUAGCUGAGUAUACCACCACCACACAAUACUACUAGGCCAUUGUGGUUUUAUCCAUUGAAUCCAUAGUCACUAGCACUGCGUCCAUAGAAUUAAUGUAAUAAUAAGAUAAUAUACAGUGCCUUCGGAAAGUAUUCAGACCCCUUGAAUAAUUUACGUAAGUAUUCAUAACCCUGAGUCAAUACUUUGUAGAAUCACCUUUGGCAGCGAUUACAGCUGUGAAUCUUUUUGGGAAAUGUCUAAGAGCUUUGCACACCUGGAUUGUACAACAUUUGCCCAUUAUUCUUUAAAAAAAUUAUUCAAGCUCUGUCAAGUUGAUUGUUGAUCAUUACAAGACAGCCAUUUUCAAGUCUUGCCAAUAUAAGUCAAAACUGUAACUAGGCCACUCGGGAACAUUCAAUGUCGUCUUGGUAAGCAACUUCAGUGUAGAUUUCAGCAGGUUAUUGUCCUGCUGAAAGGUGAAUUCAUCUCCCAGUGUCUGUUGGAAAGCAGACUGAACCUGGUUUUCCUCUAGGAUUUUGAUUGUGCUUAUAGCUGUAUUCAGUUUAUUUUUAUCCAAAAACUCCCUAGUCCUUGCCGAUGACAAGCAUACCCAUAACAUGAUGCAGCCACCACCGUGCUUGAAAAUAUGAGGAGUGGUACUCAGUGAUGUGUUGUGUUGAAUUUGCCUCAAUCAUAAGGCUUUGUAUUCAGGACGAAAAGUACAUUUCUUAGCCAAUAAUUUUUGCAGUAUUACUUAAGUGCCUUGUUGCAAACAUGAUGCAUGUUUUGAAAUAGUUGUAUCCUGUACAGGCUUUCUUCUUUUCACUCUGUCAUUUAGGUUAGUAUUGUGGAGUAACUACAAUGAUGUUGAUCCAUCCUCAGUUUUCUCCUAUCACAGCCAUUAAACUCUGUAACUGUUUUACAGUCUCCAUUGCCCUCAUGGUGAAAUCCCUGAGUGGUUUCCUUCCUCUCCGGCAACUGAGUUAGGAAGAACGCCUGUAUCUUUGUAGUGACUGGGUGUAUUGAUACACCAUCCAAAGCCUAAUUAAUAACUUCACCCUGCUCAAAGGGAUAUUUAGCGUCUGCUUUUUUUUAUUUUACACAUCUACCAAUCAGUGCCCUUUGCGAGGCAUUGAAAAACCUCCCUGGUCAUUGUGGUUGAAUCUGUGCUUGAAAUUCACUGCUCAACUGAGGGACCUUACAGAUGAUUGUAUGUGUGGGGUACAGAGAUUGUAGUUAUAAAAAAUAUCAUAUUAACCACUAUUAUUGAACACAGAAUGAGUCCAUGCAACUUUAUUAUGCGAUUUGUUAAGCACAUUUUUACUCCUGAACUUAUUUAGGCUUGCCAUAACGAAGGGGUUGAAUACUUAUUGACUCAAGACAUUUCAGCUUUAAAUUUUUUAUUAAUUUCUCACAUUUUCUACAAACAAAAUUCCACUUUGACAUUAUAAGGUAUUGUGUGUAGAUCAGUGACACAAAAUCUCAAUUUAAUCAAUUUUGUAUUCAGGCUGUAACACAAAAACAUUUAGAAAAAUUGAAGGUGUGUGAAUAAUUUCUGAAGGCACUGUAUAUGAUCCCUGCGGGAAUUGAACCCACAACCUUUUUGGGUUAACCCUGUGUAGGAACGAGAACAGAGAGCGGAGGAGGGGAAGUCUCCAGAGGUGCAGAAGAAGGAGGAGGACAGGAAAAGGAUUCGUGAGGAGAAGGCUCGUCUUGCCCGCGUCACAGCCAUUCAGGUAUUAUAGAGGAAUAUUUACACAGCCUCAGCGAAGGUAUACAGGAUGAAUUAUGGCUGAAUGUAUAGUUGAACUAUAGCUGAACUUCCUACAGUAGAUAUCUCUUAUCGUACAUGAGUCAUAACACAGUGGUUUCUAGGCUAUUCUUUGUUAGAUCCCACUCUCUCAACUACAUUUCUUUCUCACCUCUGUCUUUCAGACACUUACUUUUCAACCCCAAAUGUUCCCCAACCCCAACAAAUGCUGCUCCUUCGUUUUUUGUUGUUGUAUCCACGAUGCCCCAUCAAGUUCUUGCCCCCCCCCCCCCCCCCCCCCCCCCUCACACACGUUUUCCUUUCCCAACAAAUGCCAAAGGCGUUAACCCCACAAAGCCAAAUGCUUCAGUCUUGAUGACACAAAUGUAGUAGAUUUAGAAAAACACCUUGCAGACAGUUCCCACAUAGCCUGGGUGCUGGUCUGUUCCUACUCUCUAGCCAACUACUGAUAGAAUUGUAAUGUUUGACUUGACAAUGAGUGACAAGGAGUUGGCAAGAUGGCACAAACAGAUCUGGAACAAGGCUAGUUCCUGCUCCGGGGUGAAGUUUCCCCAUGGUACAGAUUUAAGAUCAGCUUCCCCUAACCUUUAUAAUUAGUGGGAAAAAUGCUAAGCUGGCCCAAGAUCAGCGUCUAGGGGCAACUUCACCCUAGUUCCCCCGUCUCUCCCUCUGUGGCCCUGCGUGCCUAAUGUCGCCCCCUCCUGCUGUGUUGCAGGAGCUGCAGCAGAAGAGAGCCCAGAGGGCUGCCGAGGUACAGGCCUUGGCCCAGGAGGAGAUGGAGACCCUGACACACAGUGGCAAGGUGGGCCGUAAGAAACCCCCCAAGACCACCACCUCCUCCUCCAGCAACAAGAGCCCCACAUCCCCCUGCAACAGGAACCCUAUCUCCCCCACUGGCUCUGACGUCAAGGCCCAGAACACAGGUCAGUCUCUCCCUGGGCCUCUAAUGGCAACUUGCCCCAUCAAGCCUAGUGCAGUCAUGGAUGUAAUGUAAAUUAGUGUGCAGUGUAACUGGCUUCCGCAUUUCCUUUCUCCAUUGCCAGCUAACAUAUCCUGACCUGUAAGCACAUAUAGUUGCAUACAGACAUUGCCCUCAGGUUUUUCCUCUGUUUGUCUACAGACUCUAACAAUGUGAACGUUGUGACUGACCUGGAUGAUGUCACCAACCUGAGAGCGCUGUCCCCUGCACUGUCCAAUCGCAGAGAUUCUCAAUGCUCACAGGUAACAAACCAAUGAUUAAUUGAUUCUACCUCUAUAUAAAUGUACCAUAACAGUAUGAGACCUGAUCUUUGGAAUAUUCCCAUUGUUUAUGCUUUUUCUCAUUCUUAAACCUGUCUUAAUUAUCUGUAUAUUGUCUACAAAACCAGUGCGUUCAGGAUGAUUUAAUCUCAUCCAUGUCCUGACGCUGUAUUUGUUCUUCUCUGUAUAACAGGAGAUUCUGCAGCGGUCAGUGAGUGUGGAGGACCAGCGCCAGGGGGCGCUGUCGAGCAGAGCCCAGUCUAAGACCACCCUGAAUGACCUGCUGGACACUCUGAAGCUCCUAGAGGAAGAACCAGAGAGGCUGUCUGAACCCAAGAGCUACCACAAGGAGAAGUACUCCUGGAUAGACGAGGUAAGGCUGCACUACUCUCUUCAUUCCACAAAGUUGUACCCUUCCCUCUGCCCUUGUUCACUCUCUGAAGCUACUUGUAUCUAUCCAGAUCUGAAGCUACUUGUAUCUAUCCAGAUCUGAAGCUACCCUUAUCUAUCCAGAUCUGAAGCUACUUGUAUCUAUCCAGUCCUGUUUCACACCUUGAUUCACCUCAGCUCUUGGUAAUGCCUUGUAAUCCAAUAGAUUUCAACUACUUGAUGUCUACUCUACCUUUUUAGCCUUUCAUUUUUUUAUGAGCCAACACAGUCUUGGGACGCGUAGGAGACCCCAGUGGUGCAAACCCCAGUGGUGCAAACCCCAGUGGUUCAAACCCCAGUGGUGCAAACCCCAGUCGGUCACAUACAUAUUUUUAUUUCUCUCCCUUCCACUCCCUGACCACUAAUAACCUGUUUCUAUUAUUAGUAUUCUCUCAGGACAGAGACUCCAACUCCCUGACCACUGAUAACCUGCUUCUAUUCUCUCAGGAUGGAGACUCCAACUCCCUGACCACUGAUAACCUGUUUCUAUUCUCUCAGGAUGGAGACUCCAACUCCCUGACCACUGAUAACCUGUUUCUAUUCUCUCAGGAUGGAGACUCCAACUCCCUGACCACUGAUAACCUGUUUCUAUUCUCUCAGGAUGGAGACUCCAACUCCCUGACCACUGAUAACCUGUUUCUGUUCUCUCAGGAUGGAGACUCCAACUCCCUGACCACUGAUAACCUGGAGCGUCAUGGCCAGCUGGUCCAUACCCCUGUGCUGCCAGACGGGGGCGCUCUCCUCUCUGAGGCCAAGCUACAGAGCAUCAUGAGCUUCCUUGAUGAGAUGGAGAAGUCUGAACAGGAGAGACCUCGAUCUGUCACCUCAGGGUCACACAAAGAGGUGCGGGGAGACUCACUCAAUGUCAUUAUCCCGACAUUGCUGAUAAAAUAAGGAUUUGCUAGUGCAGGGCUUGCCUUCAUUUCUGAACUAGACCAGCAACCUCUCAAUACUGAUAAUGAGGGGUAGCUUGUUCUCCCUAUCUGACUGUUAUUAUACACACCUCUCCAAUCUUGAGAUGUGACUUGAGCUUUUAAUUUACCCUACCAUAUAGGGUUAGGUAGAUAAGGUUAGAUUUUGAGCUGAAAGGGUGAUGUGUUGCUGAAAUAGUUAGAUGUUAGUGAGUUGGACUGUGUGUGUUGCAGUGUGUGAGCUCUCUCUCUGGCUCUGUCUCCAUCGCUCUCUGUCUCUAGAUGUUGUCAGAAGAGGAUCUUGCGGGAAUAGAGCAAGCCUCGGCCACGGCUGCUGAGGUCACUGGCUCCAUGAUGAGACUGAAGUUGGAGCUGGAGGAGAAGAGGCGCACCGUCAACAUGCUGCAGUCCGCUCUGGUGAGAACAUGAAUAACAACACAAUACACAAGAUCAUCUCACAGCCAUAUGUGGUGUUUUCUUUUUCACAGGGUAACAGUUGUCAAUUGCAGAUGUCAUAUCUUUACCCCAUCUCAAUCUGUUCCAAAAAUAUAGAUAUAUGUUUUUGCUAAGACAACUUUGGGGGGCCAAAUUGAAUCGCAGGCCACCUGUUGCCUUUUGACAUUUUAGUCAUUUAGCAGACGCUCUUUUCCAGAGCGACUUACAGUUAGUGAGUGCAUACAUUUUUCAUACUGGCCCCCCGUGGGAAUCGAACCCACAACCCUGGCGUUGCAAGCCUAUCCCUGGUGUAUAGUAUUCACAUGCUAAGCUGUCCCCUCUCCGUCUCUCUCUCGCCCAUCCUCCAUCCCUCUCUCCCUGUCCCAGACCCAGCAGAGGGAGUUGACAGUGAGACAUGUGAAGGAGACAGAGAAGGAACUGAGCAGGAACUUCACUCUGCAGAAGGAGCAGUAUGAAGCCACCAUCCAGAGACACCUCACCUUUAUAGACCAGGUACAAACACACACACACACGACCCCCUUAGACUCUUAUCCAAGGCUAUGCCAUCACUCCCUCCUUUGAACUGAAAUGUCGUUAGCGCCUCUAUCUCUCAUCUCACUCUAUUUUCUCUCUCUCUGUUUGUGCAGCUAAUAGAUGAUAAGAAGGCUCUGAGUGAGCGUUGUGAGGGAGUGGUGGGAGAGCUCAAACUAGUGGAUCAGAAAUACACCAAGAAGAUCGGCCAGAUGCAGGAGCAGCAUGAACUGGUAAGGGGUCUCACACACACACGCACACUGCUUACAGGACUGACAUCUGCCAUCCUCUGUCCUGACCACUAGGAUGCAGACUUGAGCCAUCCACCACUAUGGCUAAGAGGAGGCAGAGGAGAUGAGGAUCUGUGUUUUAUCUGUUUGUGGUUUAACAGUCUCUUCUGCUGCUAGCGACUUCUCUCUGCUUAUGCCUUGUCUCUUUGUGGCAUUAUGUGUUUGCCUGCUUUGCUUGCCUCUGCUAUUGUUGCUUUUUAAUCACUGUGUUUUUUCUCCCUUUCCUCCUCUCCUUUCCUCCUCUCCUUUCCUCCUCUGUCCCGUCUGUCUCAUUUUUCUCUGGCUCUAGGUGUGGCAAAUUCUGGGUCCCUUGUGCGAGGUAACCUUUUUCCCUAACCCACUCAUCACUCCCGUCUUGCUCUUCUUUCUUUCAUUCAUUCAUUCAUUCAUUCAUUCAUUCAUUCGUUCAUUUGUCCUCCUUUCUCCUGUCAGGACUGUCUAUAUGCAUGCGAGUCUAUUCUGGUACCGUCUGUCUGUCUGUAGACUUGGUGUUGUAACAGUUUUUAAACCCCUGUCCUAGGCAGCUGACUAACCCUACAGUAUGUGUUCUCUCAGCCCUUGUCUGUCUUCAGUCUAAAACUCUUAAACCCUAUUCUUUCAUACCAUUUCCCUCUUGUGCAAUGUAGCCUCACAAACCAUUCCUGUUUGCAUAUCACCACCAAUUAUGUAUAUAAACAUUUUAAUAUGAAUAUAUGUAUGUUUAUGAUCACUACACUCUCAUCACCAAUCUAUUCUUGGUCACAUGAGAUGUAGCCUAAUCUUUGGCCAACAGAAAUUACCCUUGAUGUUUCAUUGAGGCACCUUUUUUCAUGGAAGAUGUCACAGAGAUGGUGUCGCUACAGUGUCCCUCCCAGUCACUGUAGUAACUUCUCUCCAAAGGAAGAUUGACCUUUGGCAUUUAACCUGAACUCUAACCUCUAACCUGCCCCUCUUCAUCCUCAGGAGAUCAAGAAGCUGAAAGAGUUGAUGAGUGUCACAGAGAAGGUCCGCAGGGAGAAGUGGAUCGACGAGAAGACCAAGAAGAUAAAAGAGAUCACUGUGAAAGGUGAGAGGAGGGCCUCCGUUGAAGCUGCCUCGAAGGGCCUCAGUUGAAGCUGCCUCGAAGGGCCUCAGUUGAAGCUGCCUCGAAGGGCCUCAGUUGAAGCUGCCUCGAAGGGCCUCAGUUGAAGCUGCCUCGAAGGGCCUCAGUUGAAGCUGCCUCGACGGCCCAGUUGAAGCUGCUCGAAGGGCCCAUUGAAGCUGCCUCGAAGGGCCUCAGUUUAAGUGCGCUCUAAGGCCUCAGUUCAGCUGCCUCGAAGGGCCUCUGUUGAAGCUUCAUCGAAGGGCCUCUGUUGAAGCUUCAUCGAAGGGCCUCUGUUGAAGCUUCAUCGAAGGGCCUCUGUUGAAGCUUCAUCGAAGGGCCUCUGUUGCUUCAGUUAAAGCGUUCUCGAAGGGCCUCCGUUGAAGCUGCCUCGAGGCCAGGAUCCUUCUCUCUCCUCUCUCUCCUCUCCUCCCUCCUCUCCUCUCUCCCUCCUCUCUCUCUCGCUCUCUCUCUCCUCUCUCUCUCUCUCUCCCGUUCCUUCUCUCUCUCUCUCCUCUUCCUUUUUUUCCCUCUUUUUCUCUCUCCUCUCAUCCUCUCUCCGCUCUCUCCUCUCUCUCUCUCUCGUCCUUUUCCUCUUGUUCUCUCUUCUCUUUGUGCCAGGUCUGGAGCCAGAGAUCCAGAAGCUGAUCUGUAAACACAAGCAGGAGCUGAAAAAGCUGCGGGUCCUUCACGAGGCUGAGCUGCUGCAGGCAGACGAGAGGGCAGCCCAACGCUACGUUCGCCAGAGUGAAGAGCUACGACAACAGCUGGAGAGAGACCGGGACGAGCAGUGUCAGAGAGAGAGGGAACUGGCCAAGCAGAGGUUUGUUUGCACACCAUACAUGCACGCACGCGGGCUCACACACACUCACACUACGAUAACAUUGUAAAUGCAAGACAGGAAACCCAAAAUAAUGGACAGGAACUAGCUUUAUAAGAAAUGAAGGCUAUUUGAAUCACCAAACCACCCCUGUAGAUAGUUAACCAAUGUGGUUGUCUUUCAGAAGCUGAAUGCAUUAGAGUAUGUGUGGUGUAGAGAUGGCUUUCUGUGUGUGCGUGUGCGCGCAUUGUACAGAUGGCCUUAUUUCCACUAGUCUGUUCUUUCCCACACAUCCUGUGUGACGUGGUCACGCUGCCUGCGCUCUAGUGAUAAGGUUCAAGGACGGACUAACAAUGAAAGAGCCAGGAAGGCAGUGUUUGCAUCCCAAAUGGCACCCUAUUUCCUAUAUAGUGCACUACUUUUGACAAAAGGCCAACAGGGCUCUAAUCAAAAGUAGUGCACUAUAUACGGAAUAGGGUGCCAUUUGGGACGCUAGCUUGUGACCCCAUUUUCAAAUCCGGUAACGCCAUCAGGCGAGCCCACAAACCUAACCAUUACAAAACUUCAAUUCGAUUAAAUAAGCCUUGCGUGGCAAAUUACAUUUUUUGUUGCCUAAAUUCGACACUCAUUGACCUCCAUACAAAAAUUCCUCACUUCGUGGACAUAUUUUGGGCAGAGUAAAGCCUCUCGCUUUGCCUCUUCCUCUCUGCUGCCAUUCCACCCAUUAUGCCAUCAUUGACCUGAAUGGGGAUGCCCGUUCUCUUCAUUAUAUUUAUAUUGCAGCACAUGCAGUCAGGAGCAGAGGAGAGGAGAAAAUGUGUUUAAAAAAACUUAUUUUUUUUCUAUUUGAACGGUUAUUACGGUGACUGCAGUCAUUUGGCUGGUCAAUUUCCGCCAUCCGAAAUUCCAUGACCAUCACAACCCUAUUGGAGUGUAUCAUUGGUUAAAGGCCCCCUCCAGAGGAAGUUGCCACAACUAUUUCAACCUAAUUCCUGUCCUAGUGCAGAAAUGCUUGUUUAGUUCCACCCUCCAAACACCGACUAUGGCUCUGGCACAUCUCCAACUUCCUCCGUGUGCACAGCCCGUACUGUCUCUGGCACAGCCCACACUCCGCAGUUUGUAAACAAACCAAACAGCCAGGGUCAGGUUAGCUUAGCUAAUCGCUACGGAGCACAGCACAUUUAACGGUAGCUACGACAAGGCGAAGGACCAUCCACUCUCCCCCUAUCUUUUUGUAACGGGAUUUAAUGAUCAUAGAUUAAUACUGAGUUUACUGGAGUUUUACCUACGAGGCUAGUUAACCUACUCCCUGGGCCAAUAAAGCUAGCUAGCCAGGUAAAAUGUAUGCACUCACUAACUGUAAGUCGCUCUGGAUAAGAGCGUCUGCUAAAUGACUAAAAUGUAAAUGUAAUGUAACUUAGCAACUGUGAAUAAUUGGUUCCAAAGUUGUUUCAAGCAUAAGAGUACCUGUAACUAUGCUAGCAUUCAGCUGUUUCUCUGAUAAACUAAUGAUCUGAAGAACGGUGCAGUUACAUUAGUACUGGUAAAGGAGUGAUUUACUCACUGAGCUAUAAAUGAAAUUUGCUACUACAUAUGGAUUUGCUUCACCGCACAGUUACCUAUACUAUAGCUAGCUCACUUGUUAGUGUCCCAUAGGACUACACUUGCUGCUACUGUAACGCUACCGUGUUGCAGCUGUGUUGACAUUUCACCUAUCCAUGUCUUCAUCCACUUUUGAUGUCGCUAGCUAUCCAGCUAAUGUUAGCUAGGUGACGUUAGCCCCUGAUAAGUCGUUCGGCUAAUGUGUGCCUUGCCAGGCUGCUUACUAUAGCCAAGUGAAUGGCGGUAGCUCAUCAGAAUAAUAUUUAGCUUUUUUCUUACUCACCGUUUUACCGUCAGCCCAUCCAACAUCUCCAGAUCGAUCUAAGUGCAUUACAGACAGAAGUAAUCCGUAGCACCAGGUUGUAAACGGGAAGUAAUAAGCCAACACAUGUACAGUACAUGUUUUGUAAGUGGUUCCAAAUUAACUAAAGCCAGCCCUCGCAAGACACGUAUAGUUGGCUCGAAAUGUACAUACUUUUAUCAGGAAACGCUUGGCAUAGAUGCAGAAAACUUCGGAUUUCCCUGUUCACUAAAACAAUGACUUAUUGACUUAAAUCGUUGUGCAACAUCACGGGUAAGCUCUGGACAUCAUCUUUCAGCUGAAAAAAGUGGAUUUUCCCUGGUGUGAGAUAUCUUUGUCAGUUGUUAGCGAUAUCACAUUACUUAUGUACAUUGUGUUUGGCAAAGCUGACUCACCCUUACGUACAGUGCAUUCGGAAAGUAUUCAGACCCCUUGACUUUUUCCACAUUUUGUUACAUUACAGUCUUAUUCUAGAAUGGAUUAAAUCGUUUUUUCCCCUCAUCAAUCUACAAACAAUACCCCAUAAUGACAAAGAAAAAACUGGUUUUUAUAAAUGUUAGCAAAUGUAUAAAUAAUUCUAAACUUAAAUAUCACAUUUACAUAAGUAUUCAGACCCUUUACUCAGUACUUUGUUGAAGCACAUUUGGCAGCGAUAACAGCCUCAAGUCUUCUUGGGUAUGACGCUACAAGCUUGGCACACCUGCAGAUCCUCUCAAGCUCUGUCAGGUUGGAUGGGGUGCGUCGCUGCACAGCUAUUUUCAGGUCUCCCCAGAGAUGUUCGAUCGGGUUGAAGUCCGGGCUCUGGCUGGGCCACUCAAGGACAUUCAGAGAAUUGUCCCGAAGCCUCUCCUGCGUUGUCUUGACUGUGUGCUUAGGGUCGUUGUCCUGUCGGAAGGUGAACCUUCGCCCCAGUCUGAGGUCCUGAGCGCUCUGGAGCAGGUUUUCAUCAAGGAUCUCUCUGUACUUUGCUCCGUUCAUCUUUCCCUCGAUCCUGAUUAGUCUCCCAGUCCCUGCCGCUGAAAAACAUCCCCACUGCAUGAUGCUGCCACCACCAUGCUUCACCGUAGGGAUGGUGCCAGGUUUCCUCCAGAGGUGAUGCUUGGCAUUCAGGCCAAAGAGUUCAUUCUUGGUUUCAUCAGACCAGAGAAUCUUGUUUCUCAUGGUCUGAGAGUCCUUUAGGUGCCUUUUGGCAAACUCCAAGCGGGCUGUCAUGUGCCUUUUACUGAGGAGUGGCUUCUGUCUGGCCACUCCACCAUAAAGGCCUGAUUGGUGGAGUGCUGCAGAGAUGGUUGUCCUUCUGGAAGGUUCUCCCAUCUCCACAGAGGAACUCUGGAGCUCUGUCAGAGUGACCAUUGGGUUCUUGGUCACCUCCCUGACCAAGACCCUUCUCCCUGAUUGCUCAGUUUGGCAAGGCGGCCAGCUCUAGGAGGAGUCUUGGCGGUUCCAAACUUCUUCCAUUUAAGAAUGAUGGAGGCCACUGUGUUCUUGGGGACCUUCAAUGCUGCAGAAAUUUUUUGGUACCCUUCCCCAAAUCUGUGCGUCGACAUAAUCCUGUCUCGGUGCUCUACGAACAAUUCCUUCGACCUCACUGUGAGACCUUAUAUAGACAGGUGUGUGCCUUUCCAAAUCAUGUACAAUCAAUUUUACCACAGUUGGACUCCAAUCAAUUUGUAGAAACAUCUCAGGGACGAUCAAUGGAAACAGGAUGCACCUGAGCUCAAUUUCGAGUCUCAUAGCAAAGGCUCUGAAUACUUAUGUAAAUAAGGUAUUUCUGUUUUUUAUUUGUAAUACAUGCUGCACCUGUUUUCGCUUUGUCAUUAUAGGGUAUUGUGUGUAGAUUGAGGAAAAACAUUUAUUUAAUCAAUUUUAGAAUAAGGCUGUAACAAAAUGUGGAAAAAGUCAAUGGGUCUGAAUACUUCCCGAAGGAACACACAUACAGUGCAUAUCAGUUUUGAGAAGCAGAGGGUUAGGGUUAGAGAUGUCUUAAGUCUUUGUAUGUUUAUUGGAUAGACAGAUAGUGGUGAAAGAGAGGAUGGAGAGUGUGCUGUGUUAGCAGUGUGCAGGAUUCUAACCCUUGCUGCAGCGGUAUAGUGCACCGGAGGCAGCAGCCUAGACCGCUAGAGUAUUUGUAUUUAUUAUGGAUCCCCAUUAGCUGCUGCCAUGGCAGCAGAGUAGACCACCCUAGGCCACAGGGUUAGAGAUGUUUAACUGUGUGUGUGUUCCUGGUCAGGUUUGAGAAGCAGCUAGCGGAGGAGGAGAUGUCUCUACAGCAGCAGAGGAGGCGGCUCUACAAGGAGGUGUCUGAGGAGAAGGAGAGACUCAACCAGCUGGCUGCCAGGUGAGGUCAAAGGUCAUAUAGAUAGAGGCUGACACCCAAUGUUGUCAUCUCUGUAUGUCUAGGCCUAACACUUCAGUCGCUGUGGACACUGGUGUGUACAGUUAGACUGAUGACAUGGCCUGUAUUUGACUUUACUGUACAGCAUCUAGUACAUUAGAAUCAUACAGUACUUAGGCUAUCAUAUGAUGAUGUGUGUAGUAAUGUAAUCUCAAAAACCGUAAUUGCGUAAAAUGCUCGAUUAGGUUCUGGGGGCAGAUUUAUGAGAAACGAUAGUAGCGAAGUCUCCAUCCCCUUAAACGGAAAGUCUCAGCCAAAGUAUGGGACAAACUCGAAAGAUGGGAACACCUGCGAAAUUGUGAUUUGUCCAAAUGAUCAGUGACAAACAUCUGCGUACCGAUACAAAGUUCCUCGUUAGUUGUCACAUCCCACAGUCUGUUGACAGACGUAACGAUACCAUCCUAUGUUACGUACAUCUGUCCACGAGAGUUUACUAGUAAUGUAAUGCCUACUGUUUGAAUAGUGUGUGUCAAGUAUCAGUGGAGCAUCUCUAAAGUGAAUGUCCUCUAUCACCACCCUGCAGGCAGCGUGCUGAGCUAGAGGACCUGAGGAAGCAUCUGGAGGAUAACAGCUCCCUGGCAGGGAGAGCUCUGAGAGAAGAGCUGGAGAAGAGCAGGGAGGAGCAGGAGAGGAGACACCAGGUAAUGGACGGUACCCGUCCCUACCAUAAUAUAUAUAUUAUUAUACAACAGGUGGUUUGGAAUUCCCAUUGUUAGAGCCUAUCCUGCCCAUUGUAUACUAGACAACAUACACAUGGCCAGUACAUUCAUAAAAAGUGCCGUCGUUACCUAGCAACACACUGCUACUACAACUACUACUACUUUUACAGAUCCACUGCCCAGCCAUGCAAUUUAUAAACUUGAUCUCGACUAUAAAAACAUCUAGACAUUAUCUCCAACUUUUGCAACAUUGUUGGAAUAUUGAAAUUCGAUUUCUAAUGUGUCCCAUAGUAAUGAGGGAGUUGGGACGAAGCAGACCGGCAGCUUUUCUCAGCCAGUCGAAAUCAUGAAUCGACCAGUGUUAGUGAAUGUAGCAUCACGUUUUGUUGAAACAUUUAUGGUUUGGGAAAGAGUUUUGCUUUUUAAUGCUUGUAACCCUUUGUAUAAAAGCAAUGACCACAUCACAGCCAUGAUACAAAUUUCAAAACACAUGGCUUCAUGUAUUAUUGCUGAAAAAUGCCAUUUAGCAGAUGCUUUUAUCCAACGCGACUUAUAGCCAGGCGUGCAUACUUUUUUGUACAGCUGGUCGCGGUGGGAAUCGAACCAACAAUCUUGGCGUUUCAAGCGCCAUGCUCUACCAACUGAGCUGCAAAGGACCAUCGAGACUGGCCUACAGACACUCUGACUGGCUAACAUGGGUUGUGUUCUGUUGUCUGGUCUGUUAGUAACUUUGUUUCUUGUCUGUCUAGGUGGAGAUAAAGGCCCUCAGAGAACGCCUGGAGAUCGAGAAACAGACCUGGGAGGAGAACUACAUGAAGAAGGAGGUGUGUGUGUGCAUGCGUGAACACUGUUUGUCCAUGUCAGUGUGGUUGUCCCCUCUCCCUCCCUAUUUGCUUGUUAAGCACGCUAGCUACAUGCACUCCCCCUCUCCUAGCACUGCUAUGGUGCAGUGUGGCAGACCACUACACACUCAGCACUGCAUUGGCCAACUUGGCCAGUGUCCUAACAGCGUCCUACAACCGAACAGCCCAAGCUGUUAUGUCCAUACUAGGGCUGUGGCAGUCAUUACAUUUUGGCAGCCGGUGAUUGUCAAGCAAAUAACUGCCGGUCUCACAGUAAUUGACCGUUAAUAAACAUAAACACAUUUAGCAUCUCCUGGCUUCCACGCAUAGCCUACAAGCCACUGAUGCAGACCUUUUGGAACAUCUACAUUUUAAAAAGUCUAAUAAAUCCAUCACAAUAAAGCCAUUAUUCAUUUUAGACAGGUCUAUAUAAACAUGAUAUGAAGAAAAUGUAGUCUGUUUCAGAAGAACAGAAUAGCAUACUCUGAGUUGUCCUUAUGGUAGGCCCUGAUCUGGCUAUGCCAUAUGGCUGUGGGCUACAUUACUUCAUUUAGCAGACAAGAUUUGCUUAGAAUUCCAUGGCAAUAUUUUAUAUUAUUUUAUAGUAUGAAGAAUACAAUAGAACAUAGCUGAAUAAAAUAGAAAGGAUAUUUUCUCCACAAAGUAUUUGAGGGAGUGCGCACAUGCGGCUAUUCUGUGUUGAACGGUUAACAAAGAAACGGGUACUCCUAUAUGUUUAAUUUAGAGUUAUUUGUGAUACAAACGUUGGGCUAUAUGUUUUAUGUGUAAGGCUGCAUGAUGAGCUCUGCUUUGUUGUUUUUUUGUGCAGACUGUACACACUUCAUCAGUCUCUCAUUCACAAUUUGACAAGCACUUGAUAAUGCCUCGAAUUUCCCGCGGCAAAUAUAUCAUCCACAAGUGAUAGGCUAAUAUUGUCACCCAUCAGACUAUUCUUGAUUUAAUCUUGUCUUUACAUAUACUAAAUAAUAAUAUAUGUGUGAAAUUUGUUUUGCUUUAGAAUGGACCAUUAUCAUGCACCUGUAUCGAAACCGGGGCAGCGGGAAAAAAUACAUGUCAUCUAUGCACUUAAAUAGCGACUGAAGAACGCUAUUCCUGUGGUUCAUUUUCAUGCCAUCCUGUUGUAAAGAGAAGCAAUGUGCUUAAUAUUAGGAAAGUUGGGAAAUCAAUAUAGCAGGCCUAGCCUAUAGAAAGCUGAUGGGAUCCUCCUCUUUUUAAUAGAGGCCAUCACUCUGUUUUCUCACGCAAUUGCAUAACCUAUAGAAAUGUUGCGCAACACAUUUUCGGAACAUUUGCAUUGAUGUCAGAGUGAUUAGAGGGACAAUAGAGUGCUGAGGACCAGGCAGUUAGCAAGUUUGGCAGGCUACUAAUGACAAUCGGCAGCAUCAGAGCUUGUUUAUAUGCUGAAUGGAGUUGUUUGUAACUGUGUAGGACGAGAAAGCACAUGCAGCCUCAAUUAGCCUAGCUAAUUAGCUAGCUUAACUAGCUUCUCCCGGUUUGAUUCAGUCAAGACCGGUACUAUGUAAUCAUAUUGGAUGAUAAAUAACCAAGUUAUGGCAGCUAUUAGUCUACUAUAGCGCGAGUCGUCUUGGUUGGUUGCUGUCUCUCCUGCUAGAGCGUCACUUCUCUCUACCUCCUCUCCAUCGUGCUUUAUCAGCUCCGGUUAAUAAAGUAGCCGAAAAAAUAAUCUGCUGCUUCCCUCACUCGGAUCGGACCAGGUCUGGAUCCGACCAGGUCUAUACGCAACGGGUCUAGUUGUCCUCGGUCCGUUCGGAACGGGUCUCUAUAUUUAACAUUUUUAUUUAUGCAUACCUUGUCCAGAUGGGAAAGCCCCAGGUCCAUUUCAUGACGGGUCCAACUUUUUGGACCUGUGAAGGCCACUAGCAUGCACCCCCACAGGUUUUUCCAUGGGCCUUUUUAAAGGGGGAUUUUUCAUUGUGUUUGGGAGUCAGUCGAUGGCACAGUUCCAGUUCUCUGAGCGAUCUGAAAGCGAUCUCCUCCUCUCCAACCCCCACCACCACCAUCUCCUUCCCAUCUGCCCACCUCCCACUUCUUCGCUCCCCUCUUAAAUGUCAUGUGAAUACUAUGACCUACAGGACAAAGGACAUAUGGAGACAGGCAGGAAGGAUGGCAGAGGAACUUUACUGCAGCAGUCAGAGAAACUAAUGGUCACAAAGUCAUGAGAGCAACCUCAGUUUCACAUUGACCUGCGCAUGCCCUGCUGCUGUUGUCAGUGGAUUGUCUGUAUUCUGACAUCGGGGUUUAACCGUGUGUGUGUGUGUCUGUCUGUCUACAGGAAGCAUGGUUGUUGAGUCGAGAGCGCGAGCUGAAGGAGGAAGUGCGUCGGGGGCGGGACAAAGAGAUCGAGCUGGCUAUUCAGAGGCUGGAGGAGGAGACGAGCGGGGCCCGCGACGAAUGUGACCGGGCCGCUGACAAUCGGUUAGUCAUCUCACCAUUAAAUGUGACGUGUGUCCCUGUCUAUGUCCAUGUCUGUGAGUCUGCUUCGUGUGUUUGCAAGUGCUGCAAGGAUGAUGUGUAUAUUUUGCAUGUAUAAAUACGCAUAUGGUUACUAAUUUGCCUGAACAUACUACAUGUCUACAUGUUGAUAUACAGUGUUGAUAUACGGUCUAGACGCUGAUCUUGGGUCAGCUUUGCAUUUCCCCUACUAAUGGUUAAGGUUAGGAUUAUGGAAAGGAAAGCUGAUCCUAGAUCUGUACUUAGGGGAAACUUCACCCUGGAGCUUGAUAUACUGUUUCUGUGUGUCUCUCUCAGUGUGAAGCGUGUGAGGGAGAAGUACGAGGCUGAGCUGAGAGAGUUGGAGCACUCUGAGAGGUCCGCCUUGGAGAAAACAGCAGGAGAUGAAGAAGGGACAGAGUGAGACGGAGGGAGAGCUGAUCAGACUACAGGGCCAGCUCAGACAGAGAGAGCAGGAGAUUGAGGACAUCACACAGGUACAGACACCAGCAGGCCCUGUUCCAAUACUCUGAAAACGCAGCCUUCCUUCCUCCCAUCCUUAGUUGGACCUUUUUCUUGCUGAAAGCUUGUUGGUGGAUAUGGCUGGAUAAGCUUGGCACAUCUAGCCACUGGGAUUUUUGCCCAUUCUUCAAGGCAAAACUGCUCCAGCUCCUUCAAGUUGAUGGGUUCCGCUGGUGUACAGCAAUCUUUUAAGUCAUACCACAGAUUCUCAAUUGGAUUGAGGUCUGGCCUUUGACUAGGCCAUUCCAAGAAAUGUAAAUGUUUCCCCUUAAACCACUCAAGUGUUGCUUUAGCAGUAUGCUUAGGGUCAUUGUCCUGCUAGAAGGUGAACCUACGUCCCAGUCUCAAAUCUCUGGAAGACUGAAACAGGUUUCUCUCAAGAAUUGCCCUGUAUUUAGCGCCAUUCCUUCAAUUCUGACCAGUUUCCCAGUCCCUGCCGAUGCAAAACAUCCCCACAGCAUGAUGCUGCCACCACCAUGCUUAACUGUGGGGAUGGCGUUCUUGGGGGGAUGAGAGGGUGUUGGGUUUGCGCCAGACAUAACGUUUUCCUUGAUGGCCAAAAGCUCAAUUUUAGUCUCAUCUGACCAGAGUACCUUCUUCCAUAUGUUUGGGGAGUCUCCAAAAUGGCUUUUGGCGAACACCAAACGUGUUUGCUUAUUUUUUUCUUUAAUUAAUGGCUUUUUUUCUGGCCACUCUUCCGUAAAGCCCAGCUCUGUGGAGUGUACGGCUUAAAGUGGUCCUAUGGACAGAUACUCCAAUAUCCGCUGUGGAGCUUUGCAGCUCCUUCAGGAUUAUAUUUGGUUGCGCCUCUGAUUAAUGCCCUCCUUGCCUGGUCCGUGAGUUUUGGUGGGCUGCCCUCUCUUGGCAGUUCUAUAUCGUGGAGCUCCGCCCCAUAGGGGAGCUCUGCUCCUAGUGGUUUACCCUCUGCCCUACGGCAGCAGCAGCCUGAGACAAAAUUAUGCACACACCUACAGCCAAUAGGAGUACAGGUGUCCCUAUAAGAGGGGAUGCCUCCCCUCAAUCAGCCUCCCUUUUUCUUCAGCGACUGGAUGACUAGACUGAAGAGCCAAGAAGAGACGAAGCACGAAGACUCAGGACGAAAACGCCGUUGAUAUUCCAGUCAUCAACGUCGUCUAAAUGAGCACACCGGGAGAUUUUCCACCCCCAAAAGCUCUUUUCAGAGCUCAGUGCAGAUGCACUUCCAUGGCGGCCGGUGACCACCACGACCUAUGUUUCGUGUGUUUGGGAUCCCAGCAUGCCAAGGAAGGCGUCUGCAGUCCCCCGAAUUGCGCCUCCUGCGCCCUCCUUUCUUUAAAGGAGAGGAAGCAGCGUUGGGCGUUUUUCAGGGAGGACAUCCCCCUUGAGGAUGUGCUGUCGAUACUAGCCUCUGCUUCAGAGGCGUCGUCCGACGGCGCAGACUUGGGGGAAGAUAGGGACUUUGAGGAAGGGUCUGGCAUUCCAAUGGAACAGUCGGACCCCGUCCCUCAUACUUUCAAGCCCCCCCUUUCCUUUGGAGAGCGAGAGGGCUUGUAGUCCCUAUAGCGAAGGGGAUACGAGCUCUGAGAGAUCAGAAGCUCUCUCUUUCGCUGCAGCCUCUCUGAGAUCGGACUUUCCGGGUCUCAUUGAGAGAGCUGCUCAACGGCUGGUAAUAAGGCUGCCCCCAUCUUCCCUCCGCACCGGAGGUUGAUAUGAUGGAGGGCGGUCCUUAUUCCAGGCCAAGGAAGGCGGCAGAGCCAGUGGCUCCUGCCAUGCCUUUUUGGCUAGGUACGUUGAGGGCUCGUGGGAGGCACCUUUAGCGGCGCGUUCGCCUGUAAAAGCGUAUCUCCCAUUCACGAGAGUGGAAGGAAGGUUUCAGGGUCAGGGAAUCCCCAGGUUAGAGAGCGCCAUGGCGGCGUAUCUCGUACCGGGUUCGAGCCCUUGGCCCUCUUCCAAGAAGGCCACGUUGCCAUCCCAGAAGGACCGACUCACAGCACAGCUGUUAGAGAAGUCUUUUGGGUUGGGAGCCCAAGCUGUAGCAGCAGCUAACAACAUUGCCCUCUUGGCGGCCUCUCUGUCCCGUUAACCACGGGUAAGACAGAGAUGGCACCGGAGGAGGUGGAGGAGGCGUCCAGAAUUUCUGGCGCCAUACUCCACCUGACACAGGCGUCCGCAGUCUGCGCGGGGAGAUCCAUGGCCACUUCGGUGGUCGGGGAACGACACCUCUGGUUGUCAUUGACAUCCAUGAAAGAGGCAGACAGGACGUCUCUCUUGAACGCCCCCCUCUCUGACGACGGCCUCUUUGGGGUCGCAGUCAAAGAGGCGACGGAGCGUUUCUCUAAGUUGGGAGGAGGAGAAGAAGCAGUUGGCCAAGCACCUGCCGUUGGCAGGACGACUCGGCCCCCCUCCUCCCCAAAGGCCAUCUACCUCCGCCCCUCUAAGUAGACCGGGGUCUACGACGAGGCGGCGUAAUCGGCGUCAUCCGGCGGCCACGAGCAGCAGGGAAUGGGCCCGGCCCUCCCAGCAGCUACGGUAGCCCCACUACAGCCGGCGAGGGAGGGUGACGAGGACGCCGACCUGGCCCUCAAGGGAGGCAAGAGGAGGCGUACGUGACGGGACGCGGGGGAGAGGAUGGAGGGACGCAUCGAUGGUGUCGAACGUGCCCACUGUUCCCCCCCACCCUUCGGUUGAAGGGAUGGGUGUUGAUGUUAAUGCCUUUGUUGAUGUGUUUAAUAAAGAGUUGGCUCCACCUGACUUUGUCAAAAAAGAGCCUCUUUUCCAUAAUACGUCCGAGAGCGUUCAAUCUCACCCUCUCUUCCUUACCACUCUAAGAACCGUUCAGCCCAACGAGGGUGCGUUGCUGAACAGGCACUAAGAGUAGGUAUCCAGAAGACCUCAAUCAGUCGUCACAUCACACUUCACGUAUAAGAAGUGCUUUACAUAGAAGGCAGCAGUCCGGUCAGAUUCUGACAUGAGGACGCAGCCGCUAUUUGGGGAUGGCGCACUAGCACAGACUAAGGUCUCCACUAGUACGAGCCAGACCCAUGCUGCGUUCACGGAGGGCCCGAUUACCGCGGUCACCAAGGUGCCCAGAGUAUCGGCACCCCCAGGCAUUGUAACACAGCAGCUAUCUGGGGACGGCGCAUUAUCACAGACCAAGGUCUCGGUUAAAGCGAUUCAGACCCAUGCUACGUUCACGGAGGGCAGGAUUACUAGCGUUAUGGGUAUAACCAAAGUAUCAGCUCCCCUGACAGAACGAGCCAGUACUCAUCACCACACUGAGCGUGAAUCAACCCACCAGGGGUGCCGUGUUGAACACACACAGAAGGUGAAAGUCAAGAAGGUAUCAAGGCGCCGCCUUGUUUUACCUCAUAGAGACCUCAUACUACAGACUUCUAGGAGUACUGUAGUGAAGGGCUCUGAUAGCGAAUUGCAGUCACCUAAGAUGACGCAAUUGCUUGCUGGGGAUGGUGCCCUGCCGCAGGCUGUGGCCUCGGUCAGCGCAAUUCAGCACCCGCGAUGCGUUCAAGGAGGGCAGGGAAUACGACGGUUACGGGUUUUAAACCGACGUCCCUACUCCUCUUUUUCUUUCUCAGAACGCAUCGAUAGUUCCUCUCCUUUCACGGGAGGCCCACCUUGGGCUGUUCCACCACUUCAAUGUUGGGGAACAGUGGGGGGAAGGGGGCCCAUUAGGGGGGGGAAUACAGGCCUUUCCCUCCUGGAUGCCCCCCAGUUUCGCGCCCCCCCCGCUUUCCUGCAUUGCUGGCAGUGGGGAAAAAAGGCCUGCACCCUCUAAGGGCGGCUUAGAAACAGACGUUUUGCAAAAGGGGUUUUUUGCCCUACAAUUCCCCGCGACCCCCCCCCCCGGCGGGGGAAGGGGUGGAGACGGUGGGGAAAACGCCGGGAAAAAGUGGCCGCUUGAUGCCAGAGAUUACGGAAUUUUUGGCGAAGGGGGGAGGGGUGAAGUAGUUCCCCGGGAGAAAAGGAAAAAAGGGCUAUUUUGCCUUUUUCCAGGGCCCAAAAAAGACGGGGGGGGAAUGAGGCGUUUUUGGAUUUAGGGCAUUCCAACGGGGGAGCAAAAACCAAACGGCCCCUUUCCAAAUUUGCAAACGAAAAAAACGUCGCUGGAAGGGUUUUCCAGAGAGGGGAUUUGGGGUACGAGCAUAGCCCUAAAGGACGCGUAUUUUCAGGUCCCGGGUUUUCGCCGCGUCAAAAGGAAGUUUCUGGGGUUUUUCGCCUUUCAAGGGGGGGGUACGAAUACACGAGGAUGCCAUUUUUGGGGACGCCCUGGGGACUCGCCCCCAUUUUCCAAGGGUUUUGGGGGGGCGGCAUUUUGGGAACCCUGCGUGUCAGGGGGGAAACGGGUACUAGCCUCCCCGGACGAAAAACUGGUUCUCGCCCCGUCAGCAGAGUGGCGAUUUUUUCCCCCAAACACAGCCCCCGAGUCUCACAAGUCUGGGGGUUUUCUGUGAAUUGGAAAAAAGGCCCCGGCCCAAAUCAUCAAUUUUCACCUGGGGAUACCGUAGACACUGUGAGGAUGAGGGCCCCAAACUCGGACCCCCGGGGGGUAGCCUUGGGUUUUCUAGCCCUAAGGGGUGUCCGGGCCCAAUCACAAGGUGGGCGGCGCUGCGAUAUGUCACUUUUGGGUUCAUGUCGUCAGGGCCCCCUAUGUGGGGUUUCCCCGGGAUCCUGCAUAUGGCAGGAUGCAGCGAGGUUGCCCCCUAAAACUAGACCCAUUGCGUCAACGUUUUCGGGGUUUGGGGGUGGUUCCCCUCUCGCCAGGGAGACCCAAAUAUUUGGGGAAAAAAAGCGCUUUUCCCCGCCCCGGAAAGUCCCCCAUUUGGGAAAGGGGAAAAGGUUUUCCCUCAAUCCCCAGGGUUAUUGGACGGGGAUGGGGCCCUGGGGCGGCGGGGGGGUGGGGGGGGGGAAAUGUCGACACAAGCGAUAGGGGGUUUUGGGGCCUCAAUAGGUUGUACAUAAAAACCCCCGGGGGUUUGGGAAAAGGGUUUGAAUUUUUGACCCCCCCCUUCCCCGUCUACCCUUCGGGGGGGGCGGAUUUUUUGGGUGGUUUUGGAGGGCAACCGGACCACAAGUUUAAAACCCACAACAAGGCCAGGGAAAGGGUCAGGGCUCCUGUUUUUCCAUCGGGGGGGCCCCCAGAGGAAUUUGGCUGUGGGCUCAAAAGGGGAGGGUUUGCUCAUUUUAGAAACAGCCCCACAUUCCGGGGUACUUGAACGUAGGGGCCCGGGCCUCAAAGUCCAAAAAGGGGGGGCCUCGAGACGAAAGAAAUGGGGGUCGAUUUCCCGAAUUGUUUUCCAGAUUUUGGGAAAAAAUUCGGGGGGGAGCCCAGGUGGACCCCUUUUUUGUUUUACGCCCUGAACGCGCAAAGUCCCCCUGGGUUUUCUAGAGGGGGGGAAAAGGACGAACCGCCCCUGGGGGAAAAGGGGCGCCUUUUCGCACCCAAAAAUGGCCGAGAGUUUCCCGUAUGCAUUUCCCCCCGCGGCCUUUCAUUCUCCCAUCUAACAGGGUGGGAGGGGCAGGGGGGGUUGGGAAAUGGGUAAUGAUAGCGCCCGAUCGCCCGGGGGCUCCCUUUGGUUUGGGGAGAGGUAAAAAGGUUUGAUGCGCCACCUUGGGGCCCCCUUUCCCCCGUCGGGCGGGGCCCCUUUUUCUCAGGCGGGGCACGAUUUGGGAAAUUUCCCCCAAUCGGGCCCAACCCCUGAAGGGGGGUGCUGGAAAAGGGACAGGCUAGGGGGCCGGGGUUAAUUUUGAUUUCCAAAAUGAUCAGGAAACCAACAGGGUUCAAGUGCCAGUUUCCCCUUUUUUUAAGGGUGUAUGCAAAAGAUGGAAAGUGUUUUAAAAAAAGGGUUGGGGGUCACCAAAUUUUAGACCCCCUGAGCUGUCAGGUGGAAAAGUAUUCUCUCUUUUCUACAGCUUUAUGUUUGAUAAGCAAAAAUGCCGCCACGAUUAGAGUGUUUGCAAGCGGGGUUCAGCUUGUCAGAGGGUUUUGGCAAAAGACAAUGUCUUUUGGGACCCUCUGGGAAAAGCUUCCUAUUAGGAAGCGGCGACUUUGGCCAAAAUAGAGCCCCUUUCCCCAGUGGGGGUUGGCUUUUGGGGACCCCGAAAACGUAUGGUUUAAGGGCGCCGUUUUGGAACCUUGAAUAAAAACCCCUAAGAUUUCGUCUAAAAGACCCCGCACUGGGCUGCUUUUACUACAGCUAAGCGGGGUCAGUGAUUGUUUUUGGGGUCUUUGACGAGAACCCGAGCUUGGGCCCCUCAAUGGGGUGACAGAGCCAAAAAAGAGUGUUCGUCCCAACCCGGCAUUUUUUUCCGAAAGGGUUUUUAAGAGGCAUAUUUGGCACAGACCCUGGAGGGUGUGGGGUUUUUUUUCCCCCUCAUAAAGAGGGGGAGGAAAGGGGAAAAGGGAAAAACUCCAAACGCCCGUGCCCGGUAAAACCCCUUUUUGGGGUUGGGGCGCGAAGGGGACAGCAGCGAUUAGGGGCCUCGCCUUUAGUUGUUUUUUUGGGCACGGGUUUUUUGGGGGGUGGGAAUAGGGUAGACCCUUCCCAAAAAGAGGUUGGGCUCAUUGGCUUUGGGGAGGCAUUGAGAAGUUAUGAGGGAGCCCCGGGGGGCAAUUUCCUCAGGGUUCAGAAGGUCACUCCACUCGUGGAGUAGCGGCUUCUUUCUUUCCCUUUUUAGGGGGAAAAAAAAGUUAAGGAUAUCGGGAGAGCAGCAUUUUCCCGGUCGGGCGCCCCCCCCCCCAUUUAUUUCCCUUUUUAUUCUUUGUAUGGGCUUCUAAUUUUCUGGCUGUUUUGUACUCAGGGGGGCUGAAGGGAGGGUCUUUUUGGGCCCAAAAAAGAGGGGGAAAAAGAGGACUGUGGACACAGGUUUCCCCUCAGGUCCGCUUUGGUUAGGAAGACAUGUUUUUUACAGAUGUGUUUUUUAAAAUCUUUUUGGGUCGGGUUUUUAUCAAAUAGCUGAAGGGGAUCUUGAAUAGGAAAAGAGGGAAAAACAGGGGCUAUGGCAAAGGGGUUUUCCUCAGGGUCCGCUUUUGGGUAAGGGAAAAAAUAUUUUGUGGCAUGGGAAUUUCCCGACUGACAGGGUCCCGACCCGAGGGCAUGCGUUGAUUUAAAAGAAGGGAGGUUUUAAACUAUUGUUGUUCAGUUAAAAUGACUCAUGUUUUUGGGGUUUCCCGCCCAAUAAUCUCGGGAUUCCCUUGAGGUGAGUGAGGCGGUUUUACCGCGUUUUCAAUGUAGAGUGAAUUGGUGUCUUCCAUUAGUGGGGGGUUUUUUUUUUUUUUUUUUUUUGGUUUUUUUUUUUGUUUUUUUUUUUUUUUUUUUUUUUUUUUUUUUUCGGAGGGGGUUUUUUUUCAGUAUUUGGGGGGGUCUUUGCAGCCCGGUGGGCUUUUUUUUCUGGGAAUUGGCCCAAUACAUUUUUGGGGAUUGCCUUAAAAAAGGGGGGGGGCUUUAAACCCGGAAUGAAAACCGGGUUUUUUAGGGACGGGGCCCUAGGGGUUUUUAGUUCAGUUGCGGGAAAAAUCGGGAGGGAUUUUAGGGACUUUCCCCCUUAUGGGAAUUUUUACUCCGGGAGGGGGGUUAAUUUUGGAGGGGCUCCUCCGGGGGGGUUAAACCCUAGAAACAAAAGCUCCCCGGGUUUUGAAAGGUUUUUUGGGUGCCCAGUUUUUAUUUAGGGCGCCCCAAAGGGGGAAAAAAUUUAAGGCGCCACCCUUUAUUUUUUUUUAAACAAAUUUGGGGUAUUGGGGGGGGGUUUCCCCCCCCAUAGGGGAAAAUCCUAAAAAACAAUGUUAAAUUUUCCCGGGUUUUAAAGCCUAGGAAAAAAAAAACCCCCGGGGGAGAAUCCCCUUUUCAAGGUAUUUGGUUUGACCGGGGUUCAUUUGGGUUAUUAAAAGGGGGCGGGGUGGAAAAAAAAUUUUAAAGCGGGACUUUUUUUUUUAUUUUUAAAAAAAAAAUUUGGGUUUUUUUUUUUUGGUUUGGGAAAAAAAAAAAAAAAAAAAUUUUUUUUUUUUUGGGUUCCAAAAGGGGGAACUGGUUUUAAGGGGUGGAAAAAAUUUUAUCUUUUUUUUUGGUCCAAAUGAAUGCCAAAAGUUUUAAAAAACCCUUUCUCACCCCUUGUUUUUUUUCCCCCUAAAACCCCCCCCCACCCAAUAUCCUUCUGUUUCAAUGUAGGUGACACUUGGUGUCAUUCCAUUAGUGGUCGGUAGUGUUUUCACAGGAUAUGAGGCACAUCUAUCUGCUAGUACAGAUUAGUAUGGCUUCUAUUCUGGUGAUCUGCCCACUAGUCAUUGGCAUUGCCAUUGGACUAGGUGGGGCGGGUCUUUAACCGAUGACGCGGUAUAUUGUGACGCCCGUAGGGGUUUUUAGUUGCAGUACUGCGGGACUCGGUUGCAGCCAUUGCUAGGCCUGACUUUCUCGUUUCGAUGGGAAGUGUUAGGCUCGGCAGGGAGUACAUUUUGGAGCGCUACGCUCCGCCUUAAACCACUAGGAGCAGAGCUCCACGAUAUAGAACGAUUAGUUACCGGAGUGUAACUCCAGUUCUAUGAGUGGAGCGGAGCCCCAUAGGACUUAAGGCCUGCCGACCCUCUCUAGUCUCGCUGAAGAAAAAUAUCUCGGGAGGCUGAUUGAGGGGAGGCAUCCCCUCUUAUAGGGACACCUGUACUCCAUUGGCUGUAGGUGUGUGCAUAAUUUUGUCUCAGGCUGCUGCUGCCGUAGGGCAGAGGGUAAACCACUAGAAGCAGAGCUCCCCUGUGACUUCUGAAGGUAUUUGGUUGCACCAGAUCUUAUUUAGGGUCUUCAUAGCAAAGGGGGUGAAUACAUAUUCAUGCGCCACUUUUCCGUUUUUUCAUUAUUUUUUUUUAUUUAUUUUUUCAUUUCACCAAUUUGGACUAUUUUGUGUAUUUCCAUUAUAUGAAAUCCAAAUAAAAAUCAAUUUAAAUUACAGGUUGUAAUGCAACAAAAUAGGAAAAACGCCAAGGGGGAUGAAUACUUUUGCAAGGAAACAUAUGUGGUAAUCAUGUUGGUGGAUAUGACUGGAUAAAUACAUGUUGGUGGAUAUGGCUGGAUAAAUACGUGUUGGUGGAUAUGGCUGGAUAAAUAUGUGUUGGUGGAUAUGACUGGAUAAAUACAUGUUGGUGGAUAUGGCUGGAUAAAUAUGUGUUGGUGGAUAUUGGUCCAAGACUGUAAGGUGACUUAUCUAGGUCAAUGAUGCCCAUGUUAAAACCCUUUCUCACCCCUGUCCCUCUAUCCCAUAUCCCUCUCCCUGUCUCUCUCCCGUCCCCUCCCCUCUCUCUCUUUCUCUCUCCUCUCCAGAUCCGUGACAAGCUGUCGAGGAGCGUCGCCAGCCUGGCAGAGGUGAUCAGGCAGGAGUUUGCUGAAAGGACUCAUCGUGACGGAGGAUGAGAACAGGAGGAUGAAGAUUGAGACGUCGGAGGUCAGGGGCUAGGCUAAGGCUGGAGGUCGAGAUGGGUCAUCAGGAGAAGGAGGAGGGAGCUGGCAGAGGUCCCAUCAACCGGUGAGGAUGGAGGGAGAGGAGAGGGAGUAGGAGAGGGAGAGGGAUAGAAGGAGAGGGGAGAGGGAUAGAAGGAGAGGGGGAGGGAUAGAAGGAGAGGAGGUGGAUAGAGUGAAGGAGAGGGGAUAGAGUGAGAGGAGAGGAGGGGAGGGGGAUAGAGUGAGAAGAGAGGAGAGGGAUAGAAGGAGAGGAUCUUGUGUGAUGGUAUUAUAGCCAGGUCUCCCUUGGGAAAGACCUCAAUGGGCUAACUGUGGCAAUGUCAAUUUAAUCACCAGUAUUUACACUGUUCUAGAAUAGCUGGGCACAGACUGUUGUCUGUUUGUUUCCUGUAUAAUGAGACUGUGAUUCAGUCGGUAGUGUAGGAUGUAAAUAAAAAAGAAAUUUGAAAUAACAGCGAAAGGAGAAAGUCAUCUCCAAUGCCUAAACAAUGUUAUUUUUCCUUAUGUUUCUUCUCUCUUGUUUUGGCAGGGUGAAGUCAGCCAUCUUGAAAAAGGAAGAGGACUGUGGCUAGCCUGAGGGAAGCAGCAUGAGGUGAGUCCUAGUCUGGGUCCCAAAGAGCACCCUAUUCCCUUUAUAGUGCACUACUUUUGACCAGAGCCAAUAGGGGGAAUAACUCACCGUUUGGGACUACGGAGACAGGGGUUUACACUAAGUUAACAUUGGAGAGGGAUUGAAAGGAACUGAGUUCGGGGCGUGAGAAAUGAUUGAUAGCUCUGUUAAACCCCGCCGUUCUCCUUUCAUAGGCUGCUCUGAAGAGGGCGGGACCACCUGGAGGCCCUAUUGGAACAGCAGAGGGAAAGCAGCUGCUGGAGAAG
Coregonus sp. 'balchen' is the source of this 27545-nucleotide messenger RNA. NCBI's taxonomy places the organism in Eukaryota, Metazoa, Chordata, Actinopteri, Salmoniformes, Salmonidae. The record is from the annotation of a GenBank genome assembly.